AUGGCUGAACCAUCGGAAACAUCAGCAGGAAAUAUUAAUAUUAAUUCCAGUUUCACCACAGCGAUUCAACCAACAAGAAAAUUAGGCGGCCGUGGAACACCUCGCCGUAAAACACGUCGACUAAGUAAUAAUAAUAAUUAUGCAGCAUUAGUGGCUGCACGAACUCUAGAAACUAAAUUAAAACCAUUCCGUGCACAAUACCAAUUAUAUGAUCAACAAGAAUUAUGUGAUAUUACAAUUCUAUAUGAAGAUGGUCAUGUUGAUGUACAAAAGCAAGUUCGUAUACAUUCAACACGGCCAAUGACCCUACAUGAGAUAGAUUCAUCGGAAACAGGUGUACAAACAUAUAAUAUUAAUGAUCUUGAUUCAGCAUCCUCUGAAUAUUUAUUUGGUAAUCUUGAUAGCUUAAAAGCUGAAUUCUAUUCUGAAUCAAUACCAUCAGCAACACAUGCAAUAAAAACUGCAAAUGCAUCAAAUUAUUUUACUGGUUUACAACAGCGUCAAUUUUAUUCUCAACCAUCUCAUCACUAUUUGAAUUAUACACCUUAUCAAUAUUAUCCAUAUGGAUAUAAUUCUUAUGAUAGUUAUACGAAUAAUAUUCGCCAAAUAUAUGGUGAUGUUAAUGAAAAAUCAGAAGAUGAAGAAGAAAAAGAAAAAGGAAAAGAAGAAAACGAGCCAAAUCCAGUAUCAACAAAAUCAAAAAGACGAAGACGUCGACAUAAGCACCAACAGAAAACAUCUGAACAAUCAUCAUUAACUGCACCGCCACCUCCUCCUCCUACUACUACUACUCAAGAAGAUGAAAUAAUCAUUGAUAAGCCAAUUGAACAUCUCGAGCAUGAAAAUAUCACAACAGAAAAACUAACGAAAAAUAAACGACGAAGAAUACGAAAGCCAAAAAAAUCUCUUCCCAUUUCUUCUGAAACCGGUGUAAAAAUAGAAACUUCUAUUAAUAAUGAACAACCUGAACUAAAUAACGAAGUCGUUUUGUCAUCAUCAUCAUCACCGCCGCUGCCGCCUAUUCAAUUUACUGAACAAGAUUCUUUACGGGUUGAGUCUGUGAAGCAGCCGCGAUUAAUGUCAACGGAGUGCGUCAAACAUGCGAAUAGAAAUACUUCUACUGAGCAUGUUACGAACGUUCUAAAUAAAAGAAAAAAGAAAGGAAAAAGAAAAGAAAAAGAAGAACUGCGACCAAGAAAUUCUUCACGAACAACUACUGACAUCAGUUAUGAUGACUGGACUUCAAACAUUAGUGACAGUACAAAUAUUGUUGACAUACAUAAAAACAAUGAUAUACCCAUAAAAAAUUCAUUACCUAUCGCGAACAAUGAAGUGAUAUCAAAUGUUUCGAAAAAUCAAAACCCAUCAGCAAUAAUUAUCAGCGAACAUGAAAACAAACCAUUCAAUCAAAAUGUUUCUGUGCAGAAAAACAGAAGCAAAAAUAAGUUUAAUGAUCAACAAAAAAUAAAAUUAUCAAAUAGUCAAAAACAAUCAUUAUCGGAUCACAGUGAAAACGUCAAUACACCGCGAACAUCUGAUAUUAACGAGAUAUCUUGUUCUAAGAAGAAAUUCGAUAUGAAUGAUGAACGAUCAACGACUGAGUCAUGUUUGAAUAAAGUUCGCAAUCAAUUGUCAUCAAAUAACUCAAUGUCAACGACGAUAGAAGAUAAUUCUGAACGAUCACAGUCAACAACAACGCCAGCUGAUAUAGCCAUCAGUGAUGAUUUAUCAACGAAAGACAGUCACGCAUCUGUUAACAGUCGCAAAGACGAACAUUGUCAUGCAACAUCACGAUCUUCGUUAUCCGACGCUGAGAAUGUAACAGAAAACUUAACAAUCACCAAUAAAAAGCAAUCACACACAGAUUUAACCGAAGCAACACAUCAUGAAGGAAGUCAUUUGUUACACAUCGAAAAUAUUAAUAAACCAAUCGGAACUCAUUUGAAUCCUGAUGCACCAGAUUUUAAACCAAGUGAUACUUCUUCAACGUAUCAUUCUGAAUUGAUACCUAGACAUUCACAAAGACACGCAGCACAUGUAGAUUCGCAUAGUAUUCGUCAUCCGCGUACACGCUAUUAUUCAGACACAUAUCAUUAUCCAGAAUCUUCAAGUUCAAUAGAUACAUCAACGAUAAGACCAUUAUUAUCAAUUGUACCACAAUAUAUUCCAUAUGAUCCACAAUCAUGGAGUGCAAUAACUCAGUUGCCAUCAUCAGAAAAUGUAUGGCGUCCACAUGCCUAUAACGAUGUAUCAAAUACAGCGUCAUCAUAUUGUUCAAGACCGACUUGUCAAAUUUAUUCUCCGUUAAUGCAACAACAACAACAACAGUCAUUAAGCGACGUCAAUCAUUUGCAUAAUCAGCAUCAAAAUAAACACGCAAGAAAGCGAACGUGCACUUUUUCUGGCCGUGCUUUGGUUCAUACAAAUCAAACAAAACCUAUAAAGCGACAACGUUCUCUUUCCGGCCCUGAAACAUCUUUGCAAUCAUCAUUGUUGUUAUCGUCAUCGGAGCAUCUUGAUGGUAUCCAUUCUUUAACAAGAAUUAUGGUUGAUAUAUUACGAAACAUUAAUCAAGUCUCCGACGAACAAAAACAAAAAUACGCAUCAAUGUCAUCAACAAAUUCAAUUGCACAUUCGCUAACUCAAAACAAAUAUCAACAGCCUUCUAGUCAUUCUGAUCGGUUUUACUUCGAAAACGAAGAGAAAAGUCAGAAAUCUGAUGAAACAGAAAAUGACCUAGUUGAUUACCAUAUGUCUACGAAAGCUUCGCCGUUAUUGCCAUUACUGGUCGAUAAAGCCACAGGUAUUUUUUAUGGUGAUUAG
This is a messenger RNA of Rotaria socialis, 2823 nucleotides long. The record is from the annotation of a GenBank genome assembly. NCBI's taxonomy places the organism in Eukaryota, Metazoa, Rotifera, Eurotatoria, Philodinida, Philodinidae.